AUGAUCGACAGUGGAGACGGUUGGGUAGUCCGAUCGAUGCCGUCAACAAAUCCGCGACAGGAUAGGAAAGGAUAUUUGCGCAAACACGCAGGCAGUGUUGACCUACCAAUCGAGUCUUUGCGUACUCGUACACUCCAAAAAGCGUUUGUCGACCUCAAACCGCUCAUGUUUGCAUUGGCCGCACUCAUAGUCGAAGCCAAUCCGACAUCGGCUUUGCCACCUGCAGGUGAGCGCAUUAGCCGCUCAAUAACGCGUGUGCACAACGCUGUGUUGGCUCGUUUUGAAAGUGUAUGCGAGGAAGAACAAAAGCGUUUGUUUACUUUGAUCCAGGAUAAUCUACCGUUCAUUCGAGUUUGGCUUACAUUUGCUCCAUUGUCGCGUUGA
Molecule: messenger RNA, 384 nt
Organism: Plasmopara halstedii
Lineage: Eukaryota; Oomycota; Peronosporomycetes; Peronosporales; Peronosporaceae
Product: nad-specific glutamate
Exons: 2
Coding region: 1-384 (127 amino acids)
Source: RefSeq, a predicted model, not a curated record